ACUUACUUCAGUACAUCAUGCCGCCCAAAGCCAGUGGAAAAGCUGUCAAGAAAGCCGGUAAGGCUCAGAAAAAUAUUACAAAGACUGACAAGAAGAAGAAGCGUAAGAGGAAGGAAAGCUACGCUAUCUACAUCUACAAAGUACUUAAGCAAGUCCACCCUGACACUGGAGUCUCCAGCAAGGCGAUGAGCAUCAUGAACAGUUUCGUUAAUGAUAUUUUCGAACGUAUCGCUGCUGAAGCCUCUCGUCUCGCUCAUUACAACAAGCGAUCAACUAUCACGUCUCGGGAAAUUCAAACCGCUGUAAGGCUCUUGUUGCCUGGUGAACUUGCCAAGCACGCUGUCAGCGAAGGCACGAAGGCCGUCACCAAAUAUACGAGCUCUAAGUAAUUCAGUAUUGCUUGAUUUAAUCGGCCCUUUUCAGGGC
Molecule: messenger RNA, 426 nt
Organism: Venturia canescens
Lineage: Eukaryota; Metazoa; Arthropoda; Insecta; Hymenoptera; Ichneumonidae
Product: histone H2B
Exons: 1
Coding region: 18-389 (123 amino acids)
Cellular component (GO): nucleosome
Molecular function (GO): DNA binding; protein heterodimerization activity; structural constituent of chromatin
Source: RefSeq, a predicted model, not a curated record